Messenger RNA from Sphaeramia orbicularis (orbiculate cardinalfish), 1929 nucleotides. It is a transcript of the gene fbxo45, whose product is annotated as F-box protein 45. Gene Ontology annotation, biological process: proteasome-mediated ubiquitin-dependent protein catabolic process; synapse assembly involved in innervation. Gene Ontology annotation, molecular function: protein binding. Gene Ontology annotation, cellular component: synapse; SCF ubiquitin ligase complex. The coding region runs from base 370 to 1242 and encodes 290 amino acids. The record is from RefSeq and is a predicted model, not a curated record. NCBI's taxonomy places the organism in Eukaryota, Metazoa, Chordata, Actinopteri, Kurtiformes, Apogonidae. The transcript has 3 exons.
GGUCCUGGAAGGACACACAAAUACUAAACAUCUACAGGGUCUUUCCCUGCUCUGUGGGAUUUAUCACCUCUGCAGUCGGUUACUAUUCUUCAAAUGUAUCUGAGUCGGAGUUUAUAAUAAUUUAAUUUUUCGUAAUUCCUGGAUUCCGAGCCGAACCGUGCCGUGCCUCUUCCAGGACCUGGACGCAUCGCUUCCAUUCCUCCAUUGAUCCGCUCUUCGUCCACUCUGUUGUGGUUUGACGUUGAACUCAGUCCAUCUGUGAUUUAUUUCCCUUAAAAUGUCCACUUCUGUCCGUUUGUAGUCGUCCUCCGUGUGCUUUACGGUGCAGAUCAUCAUCGGACCGGGGUCGUCGGGGACUGCGGGCCUAUCAUGUCGGCGGCAGCCGGUGGCGGAGGAGCCUCGUCCUGUCUGGGUGCAGCGGCGGCGGCGGCUUCUGGUUGUAGCUCCGCGGGCUCUGCGGCCGGAGGAGCCGGGGGAACCGCGGGGGUGGCCGGGCGGCUGCCGGCCCGGGUCCUGGAGCACAUCUUCUCCUAUCUGGAGCUGUCGGAUCUCAUGCGGUGUUCGCUGGUUUGUUGGCACUGGAAUAACAUCCUGGCGGAUGAGAACAGUGAGGUGUGGCGCAGCCUGUCCGGCCGGUCCCUGAGCGAAGAGGCGCUGCGGUCCGACAUCCUCUGCAACCUGCCCACGUACCGGGGCAAACUCAAGGCUUUCCAACACGCUCUCAGCUCCCACGACUGUUCUCGUAACGUUUACGUGAAGAAGAACGGCUUCACCCUGCAUCGUAACCCCAUCGCCCAGAGCACGGACGGAGCGCGGGGCAAGAUCGGCUUCUCGGAAGGACGCCACGCCUGGGAGAUCUGGUGGGAGGGGCCUCUGGGCACGGUGGCGGUGAUCGGCAUCGCCACCAAGCGGGCGUCCAUGCAGUGCCAGGGCUACGUGGCCCUGCUGGGCAGCGACGACCAGAGCUGGGGCUGGAACCUGGUGGACAACAACCUGCUCCACAACGGGGAGGUCAACGGAAACUUCCCACAAUGCAACAACGCGCCCAAGUAUCAGAUCGGUGAAAGAAUACGAGUCAUCCUAGACAUGGACGACAAGACGCUGGCCUUCGAGAGGGGUUUCGAGUUCCUGGGCGUGGCGUUUCGCGGCCUGCCCAAAGCCUGCCUGUUCCCCGCCGUGUCUGCGGUUUACGGCAACACCGAGGUCACCAUGGUGUACCUGGGAAAACCUCUGGAUGGCUAGGACCACCACGGCCCACCCACCCACCCACCGAACCCAUCGGAGGACCCGGACUUGACCCUUUCCAUUCUGUUUUAGAAGGUUCUGGAAGCCAAGCGUUCACAUUUUGCAGAAUAUUCACAUGCACAAGAAAACACUGUCGGUAUUUUUACUACAGCCUCGACCCGGACCCGGACCCGGACUCGGACUCGGCUAAAUAGGGAUUGCGAUAAACACUUCUAUCGACAGCUGCUGGUUUUUAUUUACUGGAGACGAGGAUUUACCGUCAUUUCUUGCAAACUAACAGGUUUUACGUCUGCUUUAAUGAGGCCAAAAUGCUCCAGUCAUGUGAUAAACACUUCCCAUGUCAUUUCACCAAGUGUCGUGUGAGGUUUAACAGGUCAAACUGGACCCUGGGACUGGAUCGUACUGGUUUUAUGCCAAAUUAAUGUGAGCGUGCAUGGAAAACCGGCAGUCGGACCACAGCGUUAGCCCUUUUUAAACCUUCAUCCAGUCGUGGUGGAAACUAUACCUGUACCAUGUGUGUCCUUUUUAAUGUGCUAUUAUAGUUCCAAUGGAUAAAUAAUAAAUAAACUAUACACUAUUUAUUUCUGGGUUGUAUCUUUGGGAUUAAGUCCACUGUACGGUUUAAAAGCCUGAAAAUAAAAGUCUACACGCUGCCACAUUACAAUAAAGAUGGUUCGAUGCUUG